GGCGGGGACAAGGGCCGGCCAGGCGCUCAGGUUAAAAGGGGCCCGGAGACUUCCGUUGUUUAAACUUGAAUGCUCGAAAAUGGUCUGAGAAGCAAUAAACAAUCUGAUCCUUUUUCUCCCCCCUCUAGAAAUCCAGUGCAGUAUUAAUCCACGGAGGUGCUGUGGACGGAGGUGCUGUGGGGACAGUUGGCAGUACAAUGGCUUCUCAGUACCUCGUAGUGGCUCUGGCCGUUUUCUCCUCUUUUACCCAGGUUGUAAUAGAAGCCAGCUCUUGGUGGUCUUUAGGGAUGAACCCCAUGAACCCCAUGAACCCUGUUCAGAUGUCAGAGGUGUAUAUAAUAGGAGCCCAGCCACUAUGUAGCCAGCUAGCAGGGCUUUCCCAAGGACAGAAGAAACUCUGCCAAUUGUAUCAGGAUCAUAUGCAGUUCAUUGGAGAAGGUGCAAAGACGGGCAUUAAGGAGUGCCAGUAUCAAUUCAGACACAGAAGAUGGAACUGCAGCACUGUGGACAACAACUCUGUUUUUGGCAGAGUCAUGCAGAUAGGCAGCCGGGAGACGGCGUUCACCUACGCGGUGAGUGCAGCCGGGGUGGUCAAUGCCAUGAGCCGUGCCUGCCGGGAGGGCGAGCUCUCUUCCUGUGGCUGCAGUCGAGCUGCACGGCCCAAGGACUUGCCCCGGGACUGGCUUUGGGGUGGCUGUGGGGAUAACAUCGAAUACGGAUAUCGCUUCGCCAAGGAGUUCGUUGACGCCCGGGAGCGCGAGAGAGUUUACCAGCGAGGCUCCUACGAGAGCGCCCGCAUCCUGAUGAACCUGCACAACAACGAGGCCGGAAGAAGAACGGUGUACAACCUGGCUGACGUGGCCUGUAAGUGCCAUGGUGUCUCUGGUUCCUGUAGCCUGAAGACCUGUUGGCUGCAGCUCGCUGAUUUCCGCAAGGUAGGCGAUGCCCUGAAGGAGAAAUACGAUAGUGCUGCUGCCAUGAAACUCAGCGGCCGGGGCAAGCUGGUGCAAGUGAACAGCCGCUUCAACGCCCCCACCAUCCAUGACCUGGUGUAUAUUGACCCCAGCCCCGACUACUGCGUGCGCAACGAGAGCACCGGGUCCCUGGGCACCCAGGGCCGCCUGUGCAAUAAGACCUCGGAGGGCAUGGAUGGCUGUGAACUCAUGUGCUGUGGCCGGGGGUACGACCAGUUCAAGACGGUGCAGCGAGAGCGUUGCCACUGCAAGUUCCACUGGUGCUGCUAUGUGAAAUGCAAGUUGUGCACAGAGAUCGUGGACCAAUUUGUGUGCAAAUAGGGGACGGAUGAGGUGAGAGGAACUGCAGCCACCUGCCAGCAAGGGGUGCAGGCCUCUCUCCCUUUCCACAGGACUAUCUCCACUUUAUUUAUAGAGUCCAACGAGUUGUCGUCUUCUUUUAAG
Molecule: messenger RNA, 1418 nt
Organism: Acanthisitta chloris (rifleman)
Lineage: Eukaryota; Metazoa; Chordata; Aves; Passeriformes; Acanthisittidae
Product: protein Wnt-5a
Exons: 4
Coding region: 198-1295 (365 amino acids)
Biological process (GO): cell fate commitment; neuron differentiation; multicellular organism development
Cellular component (GO): extracellular region
Molecular function (GO): cytokine activity; frizzled binding
Source: RefSeq, a predicted model, not a curated record